This is a messenger RNA of Pipra filicauda (Wire-tailed manakin), 3012 nucleotides long. RefSeq names its product TBC1 domain family member 16 (gene TBC1D16). Gene Ontology annotation, cellular component: early endosome. The transcript is spliced from 12 exons. Bases 143 to 2470 code for a protein of 775 amino acids. Gene Ontology annotation, biological process: activation of GTPase activity. The record is from RefSeq and is a predicted model, not a curated record. Lineage: Eukaryota; Metazoa; Chordata; Aves; Passeriformes; Pipridae. Gene Ontology annotation, molecular function: GTPase activator activity.
GGGCGGGCGCAGCCCCGCGGAGCCGGCGGGCGGCGGCGGCGGCCCCGCGCAGGGCCGGGACUUCUCCGGGGCUCGUCUGUGCCGAUCUUCUGGAUUUGGCUGCUGACUCGAGCUGACAGAUAAUGGAAACAUUUCCUUGGCGAUGUCUCUGGGGCGACUCCUCCGACGUGCCUCCUCCAAAGCCUCCGACCUCCUGACCCUGAAUCCCGGUGGCGGUGGCAGCUCAUCUUCUGUGCUGGAUGGAGAGAUUAUCUACUCCAAGAACAAUGUCUGUGUCCACCCACCUGAGCUGCUGCAAGGCGUCGGGGAGCACCAUCCAGGCUAUCUGUGCUUGUACAUGGAGAAGGACGAGCUCCUGGGGACCACGCUGAUCCUGGCCUGGGUGCCCAACUCCCGCAUCCAGAGGCAGGAUGAGGAAGCCCUGCGCUACAUCACCCCCGAGAGCUCCCCCGUGCGCAAAGCCCCGCGGAAACGCGGCCGCCACGCUCAGGGCCUGGGCCUCGCCUCGCCCCCGGAGCACAGGGGGGCCCUGACCCUCAGGGCAGACGAGCUCCUGGUGUCCCAGCCCGGCAGAGAUGGGCCCUACACCAGCCCCCCCUGCUCGGAGGGGGAGAGGCUGUCGCAGGGCUGCGCCCGCCGGUCCCCACAGCCCCCCCGCAGCGACUCAGGGAUCCUGUGCACGCUCAGCUCCCAGGAGGAGCACAACAGGUCGGAGCUGUCGGCGGAGGGCGCGGAGGAAGGGCUGGACUGCCGCGAGGACGAGGGCUCCUUGGAGCUGCCUGCUGAUGACGUGAGCAGGGACAGUACUUUUGACUCUGAUUCUGAUGCCUUCUCCUCCCCCUUCUGCCUCUCUCCCAUCAGUGAAGCCCUUGGGAAAAGCAGCAGUUCCGUGUUUCUGGACAGUGAAAGCAGGGACACGUGUGACAAUCGCAUGACCUGCUCCACCAGCUCUGCCUCCAGCCUCGACACCAGUGCCCAGUUCCAGGAGAACAAUGGGCAAACACAGAGCGCCAGAUGGGAUGAACAGCAGAAGGUAUUUGCCCUCGAGCAGGUCUGUGGUGUCUUCAGAGUGGACCUGGGACAAAUGCGAUCCCUUCGUCUCUUCUUCAGUGACGAGGCGUGCACCUGUGGGCAGCUGGUGGUUGCAAGCAGGGAGAGCCAGUACAAGAUCUUCCAUUUUCACCACGGUGGCCUGGAUAAACUCUCCGAGGUGUUUCAGCAGUGGAAGUACUGCACAGAGACCCAUCUCAAGGACCAGCAGCUCGCUGAUGAGAAAACCUGUAUGCAGUUCUCCAUCCGCCGUCCCAAGCUGCCCUCCUCGGAAACCCACCCCGAGGAGAACACGUACAGGCGCCUCGACGUGUCUGCCUGGCUCCAUCACCUGAACGAAUCCGGACAGGUGGAAGAGGAGUACAAGCUGCAGAAGGCCAUUUUCUUCGGUGGGAUUGAUAUUUCCAUCCGUGGGGAGGUGUGGCCCUUUCUGCUGCACUACUACAGCUACGAGUCCACUUCUGAAGAGAGGGAGGCACUGAGGCUGCAGAAGAGGAAAGAAUACUUUGAGAUCCAGGAGAAAAGGCUGUCCAUGACUCCGGAUGAACAGAAGGAUUUCUGGCGUCAGGUGCAGUUCACGGUGGACAAGGACGUUGUGAGGACUGACCGCAGCAACCAGUUCUUCCGAGGGGAGGACAACCCCAACGUGGAAACCAUGAGGAGGAUCUUGCUGAACUAUGCAGUAUUUAACCCAGCCACUGGAUACUCCCAGGGCAUGUCCGACCUGGUUGCUCCACUCCUGGCAGAGAUCCUGGAUGAGUCGGAUACUUUCUGGUGCUUUGUUGGAUUGAUGCAGAACACGAUCUUCAUCAGCUCCCCCCGGGAUGAGGACAUGGAGAAGCAGCUGCUGUACCUGCGCGAGCUGCUGCGGCUCAUGCACCCGCGCUUCUACCAGCACCUCUGUGCCCUGGGAGAGGAUGGCCUGCAGAUGCUCUUCUGUCACCGCUGGAUCCUGCUCUGUUUCAAGCGGGAGUUCCCGGAGGCCGAGGCCCUGCGCAUGUGGGAGGCCUGCUGGGCUCACUACCAGACAGACUAUUUCCACCUCUUUAUCUGCGUGGCCAUCGUGGUGAUUUACGGGGAUGAUGUCAUUGAACAACAGCUGGCCACUGAUCAGAUGCUGCUGCAUUUCAGCAACCUGGCCAUGCACAUGAACGGGGAGCUCGUACUCAGGAAGGCCAGGAGUCUGCUCUAUCAGUUCCACCUGCUCCCCCGCAUCCCCUGCAGCCUGCACGACCUCUGCAGGCUGUGUGGGACAGGGAUGUGGGACAGUGGCUUCAUCCCCGCCGUGGAGUGCUCCGGCCAUCACCCCAAGUCCGAGAGCUGCCCGUACGGAGGGCUGGUGGAAGUGUCUUCUCCUAGACCAGGAAGUGAAGGCAAGAAAGGCCUGAAAACACGGGAUGUCUUUGCCUUCCGAAAAUAGCUGAGAGGAACAGGGUGUGACGGCGGAAGGGACGGGCAGGAAGGAUGUGCAUAGGAAAAAAUGUUGAAGAUGAAAAUGGAGGAAUAGCUUGUCAAGAUUCCUGAGAAGACUGAAAGGUGGGGAAUGGAAGAGGAAUUAAAUUGCUCUACAGGGGAAGCAAGUUCCAGUGCAUGGAUGGUGGAACCUGAGCAAAAGGCAUCGACCCAGGAACUGUUGACACAUGUUUGCAUUUGGUUUUGUUAGAAACAAGCUUUUCUAGGUCUUAUCAAGGACUUUUUAUUCUGCCUCUGGGACUGGACUGGUUAUCAACCAGAACUUUCUUACUUGCUGAUGAGAAGGGAGAGCGCUGCAGAGAGCCAAGUGCACAGGCAGCGUUGGUGGGGCCGGGGCAGGAGCAGAGCUGGGCGAGGCACCCGGAGCUCACCGUGCGCUCUCCGCUUCAACCAGCACGUGCAACACGGGGCUGCUCUCUAAAGCCAUAGAGACCAUUUUAAUUAUCAUCUGCCAAAAAUAAAUCUGCAGACCAUUGGGAUUGCAGGGAA